Molecule: messenger RNA, 3063 nt
Organism: Malania oleifera
Lineage: Eukaryota; Viridiplantae; Streptophyta; Magnoliopsida; Santalales; Ximeniaceae
Product: actin-related protein 6
Exons: 7
Coding region: 132-1433 (433 amino acids)
Cellular component (GO): Swr1 complex
Molecular function (GO): nucleosome binding
Source: RefSeq, a predicted model, not a curated record
UUAGCGCUUGGCAGUGUUUAGUCCAUUUCCUUUCGUACUGGCGCUGUUCUGUUGGACUGGUUUCACAUCCCGACGACCAUCGCCGCCGCCGCCGCCGCCGCCAUUAUCGUCGAGACAGAGCAAGCAGAGAAAUGUCGUCAUCGAACGUGGUGGUGCUAGACAACGGCGGCGGGCUGAUAAAGGUCGGCAUCGGCGGCGAUCGCGACCCCAUCGCCGUCGUCCCCAAUUGCCAAGCUCGCCCCUCCUCCUCUAAAAAAUGGCUCACCGCCGACCAACUCCACGACCCCGGUCAGGACCUCACCUCUGCGGCCCUCCGCCGCCCCAUCGACCGCGGGUACCUCAUCAACGGCGACCUCCAGCGCGAGAUCUGGUCCCACCUCUUCACCCACAGCCUCCACGCCGACCCCUCCUCCGCCGCGCUCCUCCUCACCCUCCCCCUCUUCUCCCUUCCCUCCGUCGUGCGUUCUACCUUUGAGCUCGUCUUCGAGGACUUCUCCUUCCGAUCCCUCUUCCUCGCCGACUCGCCGUCGCUCGUCCACCUCUACGAGGCCUCUCGCCGCCCCGAAAGCGUGCUUUCGAAGACCCAAUGCAGCCUCGUCGUCGACUGCGGCUUCUCCUUCACCCAUGCCGCGCCGGUUUUCCAGAAUUUCACUGUCAAUUACGCCGUCAAGCGGCUCGAUCUCGGGGGUAAGGCCCUCACCAAUUAUCUCAAAGAGCUUGUGUCUUACAGGUCUGUUAAUGUCAUGGAUGAGACUUUUAUUAUGGAUGAUGUGAAGGAGAAACUCUGCUUCGUCUCUGUCGAUGUAGCUCGCGAUCUCCAGAUUGCCAGGAAACUUGGAAAAGACAAUUUCUUCAAAUGCACAUACAUCCUUCCUGAUGGCAUCACACACAUGAAGGGUUAUGUGAAAGAUCCAGAUGAAGCACAGAGAUACCUCAAUGUGCCAAAUGGAACUCCAACACCAGGUGCAAAGCAGCAUGUGGAUCAACAAGAAGUUACAGAAAAUCUCGAGGACAGAAGGAAAAUCGAUUUAACUAAAAAUGAAUUUAAUCUCACAAAUGAACGCUUCCUUGUCCCAGAGAUGAUCUUUCAUCCUGCAGAUUUGGGAAUGAACCAAGCUGGAUUGGCAGAGUGCAUUGUUCGAGCGAUCAAUUCCUGCCAUCCUUAUCUACACCCUGUACUCUAUGAAAGCAUUAUAUUGACUGGUGGAAGCACAUUAUUUCCUCAAUUUGCUGAGAGGCUAGAAAAAGAGCUCCGGCCUUUAGUCCCUGACGAUUACCAAGUGAAGAUAACAACUCAAGAAGAUCCCAUAUUAGGAGUGUGGCGAGGGGGAUCACUCUUGGCAUCUAGUCCUGAUUUUGAAGCAAUGUGUGUCACCAAAUCUGAAUAUGAAGAGCUUGGAUCUGCUCGGUGUCGAAGGCGAUUCUUUGUUUGAGUCUUCAGAUUCUAGGAGGUGCGUAAAUUCUAAGACUUUAUUUUAUUGAACACGUUUUCCCGAUUAUUUUAGGGAAGAAGAUGGAGGAUCAAAAUGAAAUGUUGGCGUCUCCCAACAUCUAUGUCAACCGAUUUGAAAGAUUGCAAUGUUACAUUGUUAAGUAUAUUUUCUUCUAGCUACUUGACAAUCAAACAGUGCAUGAGAAUGAAUGCAGCUUGGUAUUGAUUGUCUUGGGUUAGUUGUUAGUAACUUGGAUGGAGAAAGGUGGAAGCAGUUCAUGAUGGUUUUAUGCACAGCAGAACAAGCAAAUUGAAAUCCUGAAACAUCCGUCAGCUGGUACUGGUGAAGUACUAUGUUUUAGUGUCUUGGAUUUUCCUCCUAGCACAAGCAUUGUCAAGAGAAUAAUUUGAGCUUCCAAUCCCUCUUGUGCAGAAAAUAGCCAAUAUUGCCAAAAUUGUGUAGGAUACAUAUUUUCUGGGAAAUGAUUUUAGUUGAGGAAGAACUGCAUUUUGUUUAGUGUAAUCAGACUUAUUCUUCACAUGAGAAAGAUUUAAGCGACCCGCAACUUCCGAUUUGGUUACUGUUGAUGCGCUUUUACCAGCUUCUAUUAAGUGGACACCUCAUCUGGUAUGCUGUUGGACUUUAUUUUCAGCAAUCUCAGCAAACAUUCUUUGGAGAAUGUUUGUUCAGCCUAAAUUUCCUGGCUUCUAGCCUUCGACUCAAGUUCUGUUGUUUCUAUGGCAGUACCUGAAUAUUGCAUAUAUAACACUCUCUCCUGGCUUUGCCAUUUCCAUUUCCAGACUGUCUAAAUGGUCUUGGUUUCCAUUCAUUUCUCUAGCCAUGGUUCAGUCUAGUUAAAGUAGAACAGAAAAAUUGUAAAUGCCUAAUUUAUUUCCGCUGGUUUCCAUGACAGACCAGACAUUCUGCAUACUUUUAGUUGACUUGUACUGUUAAUUUUAAUUUUAAUUUUUGAAGAAGGUUAUCUCUGCUUCUAUUUGACUUGAUCCCUAUAAUUUUUCUAGUGUCAAAUACACAAUUGGAUUAUGCUUUUCUGUCUGCAAUGAAAGUAAAUGUGGUGUUAAGAAAACCGGACAGUUGAGAAUGUACGAAUGACCUCCUUUAGGCCAAAGCUCUUGGGCAACGUUUGGAAUUUGAAAAUAAGCAUGCAAUUUGGUCAUAUUCUUGGACCUCGUUUGGAUACAAAACAGGCAUAAAUAGAGUUGAGAACUGUUUUUCUUAUGUUUGGAUAAAUAGAUUUUGCAGGAUUGGGACAUCUUUGGCCUAUCAUUUAUGAGGAACAAGGUAACAGGAUGAGGGAAUUAUUGUCUUCUCAAAAAACGGCGUGGGGGUAGGACCAGCAAGCUAGCUUUAUCCCGAACUUGUAUGCAUAGCUCAACAUGUUAGUCUUGGGUCGUGGGUUUAUUUUCAUCAGGUGAUGUUUAGUCCUUAAAAUCGUUUCGAAUUUUCAAAACUAUGGUGUCCAACAUUCCAUUGUCAUGUAUAUUUUGGGUUCAGAAAGCUGUGUUGCAGUAAUAUCAUAUUUGAUGUAAAUUUUGUAAUGCAAAACAAAAAUUGGAUGUCUCCUAGAGAAGUAGAAAUUUGGGAGCAUGCUUUAAGUUUCAUGAGCCAA